CCCGUGUUGAACAUUAACAUCUUCUGACGUUAGCUACAAAAAGGAGCGCUGAAACAGACACGUUAUCUCAUUCAGCUGCCGGUCAAAGAUGGAUCUACAGAUCUCGGGUUUUCUUCUGUUCGUUCUCUUCACUGCAGGACACUCUUUCAGCUGUUAUAACUGUGACACUAUGACGGGCUCUUGUGUGAAUCAAACGGUACAGAACUGCACCUCUCCAAGUCCCAAGUGCGGAAGUAUAACAUCGGUGUCAGAAACUGGUAGCGUCAAGGUCGACAUGAAGCUUAAACAAUGUGUUGGCGACUGCGUGAAUGGGUCCAUGAACGUCGGUAUUUUGAGGACGUCUUCAGUUUGCUGUGACACUGACCUUUGUAACUUCCACGACUCUCCAGACCCCAACUCUCUUCCCCCCAAUGGGAAGAAAUGUUACUAUUGUGAUUUGGAGAGCUGCUCGAACACAUUGAGCUGCACAGGGAUUGAAGACCACUGCUAUACAGGAUCAGGGUUUAUUGACGGCAGGUAUAUGAUUCUAAAAGGCUGUUUGUCUAAAUCUCUUUGUGAUUCCCCUGAAUUGGUUAAAGAUGGUGAGACCACGUGUUGCUCUGAGGACCUGUGUAACGGUGUUUAGAGCGUCUCUCAGAGCUUCCUGUUCCUCUUCUGUUCCCUGCUCUCCUUCAUCCUGCUGCACUGAACAUUGUCUCUGUAUGCAUUUGUGAUGUCCAAAUGUCUGAUGUGAUAUUUAUGAUAUAACAUAGUAAAUCUGCUUUUCUUCCUGCAGAUCAUUCAAUGUUUAAUUAAAGCGUAUAAUGCGUUUUUCUUAACGAUAAAAACAUCUUUUUAGUUAAUGCUAUAGACUCACAUUUCUUCUAUAAUACCGUAUAAAGCUUAAAAUGAACUGUAUAGGUCACAAACUGCCAUUAGAUAAAAUAAUUAACAUCA
Puntigrus tetrazona (Sumatra barb) is the source of this 936-nucleotide messenger RNA. RefSeq names its product urokinase plasminogen activator surface receptor-like. The record is from RefSeq and is a predicted model, not a curated record. The transcript is spliced from 5 exons. Bases 89 to 625 code for a protein of 178 amino acids. NCBI's taxonomy places the organism in Eukaryota, Metazoa, Chordata, Actinopteri, Cypriniformes, Cyprinidae.